Messenger RNA from Fonticula alba, 3844 nucleotides. RefSeq lists its product as hypothetical. NCBI's taxonomy places the organism in Eukaryota, Rotosphaerida, Fonticulaceae. The coding region runs from base 299 to 3613 and encodes 1104 amino acids. The transcript is spliced from 5 exons. The record is from RefSeq and is a predicted model, not a curated record.
CCAGGCGCGCGCACACAUUCAAGGCUACCCGCGGGCGCAGAGACGACUGGCUGGGUCGCGGCAACCUGCGCCACUCUCCCCCUCCCUCCGCCAUCGCCUUGCUUGGUUUCCAUCCUCCUACACUGCCGCAUCACCUGUAGCACCCUCGCACGCCCGCGCGCCCCCUACCCUCCGCCCUUGCCCCCCUCCCCUGGCUGCCGAACCAAGCCUCCCCGCACCCCCGGGCCGUGCCGCCGGCGCGCUGGCCGCAGCCACUUGGAGUAGAGGAGAGAGAGAGAACGAGAGAAAGCUCUUGAGGAUGCAGCAUCACUCCUCCGUCCACGGGCAUCACCCCCACCAUCCGCCGCAAGCUUCGCAGAGGCACGGCGGACCGCCGCCGCUGUCGCACCACCACCACCAACACCAGCACCACCACCCGUCAGGGCCGAUGCACCCCGGUGGCGGGCCCGGUGGACCGCCGCCGCCGCCACUGCCACCGCCGCCCUCGCCCCACCCCCACCACCAUCACCACCACCACCACCAGCAGCAGCAGCAGCAGCACCACCAGUCGGGACAAAUGAACCAUCGGCAUGGGGGUCCGCCGAAUGGCCCGCAGGGCCGGCACUUUGGCGACCACGCGUCCCCCCCCUUUCACCCGCCAUCGGCGCAUGGGCACCCCUCCCCACCGCGGGAUGAGGCCUUUUAUCGGCCGCACUCGCAUGGGCCCCCGCAUGGGCAUCCGCACUCGCAUGGGCCCCCGCAUGGUCACCCGCACCACCAACACCACUUCUCGCACGGAGGCGACCGCCCUCACGGGGGCGACCACCCGCGCGGUGGAGACCACCCUCGCGGGGGGGAGCACCCGCAUGGGGGCGACCCUCCGCAUGGAGGCGACCAUUUGCACCAUUCACGCCAUCACCCGCCACCUCAGCAACCGCAGCAGCAACAACAGCAGCAGCAGCAGCCGCAGCAGCACCACCAUCACUACUCAACCCCUCGCCACCCGCAGCAGCAACAGCACCCGCAGCAGCAGCAGCAGCAGCAGCAGCAGCAACAGCACCACCACCACCAUCAUCACCAUCAGGCGCCACCACACCACGGCCACCAUGGCAUCGAAUUGCCGCCCCCUUCGGACCAUCCACGGCCGGACGACCGGUAUGCUGACCGGCAUGGGCCCCCGUUCGCGGGGGAGCCUGGACCUGGGCCCGUGCAUGAUGCCGGUCCACCCCCGGUGGAGGCCCUCCCGCCUGGUGCCCCGGAAUCGGAUGCCUCCUCGACUGUCCUGCAGCAGCAGGCUUUCUUGCAGAAUCCGGAAAUCGCGCACCUGCAGAAUUGCAUCUUCAUGCGCUACGCCCUUGGGAUGCUUCGGCUGCCCGCCUCAACCAUCCUGACCUCGGCCCGAGUGUACCAUGGCUUCUUCGCGCACUUUUCCAUCUACCACCACAAUCCGGCGGAUGUGGUUCUCGUGUCGCUGCUGAUUGGCAGCAAGAUCGAAGACUCCAUCCGCAAACUGCCCAAGAUCCUGGAGGUCGAAUAUCAAGCCGUUCGGCGGGACCACAUUGCCCAGGAGGAGGCCGCCGGGAUGGGGUCCAAUGCCAGCCGGCACUCGGGCUUCGUGCUGGACCACCAGCGGGUUCGACAGCUUGUGCGCCUCGAGCGCUUGGUCCUGUCGACCAUCGGCUUUGAUCUGGGCGCGGCGGAUGCCAAUCACACGGUUCUUCUUGUCCGGCUGGCCAAACAAAGCGGCAUGAGUCGCAAUCGCACCUUCGUGGCCUUCCAGCUGCUGCUGGACGCGGUGUUCUCGGCGGCCGCCUUCGCGUGCACCCCCUUGACUUUGGUGACCGCGUGUUUGUACUUGGCGACAUUGGUUCCGGGCGAGGCGCUCGGAGCCAUCCAGCUGCGGCCGGAGGCUGCCGGCGUUCCCCCGAGCUCGGUCGAUCGGCCGGAUGACCUGUGGCGCCUGCUGCUGACGAAUGCCCAGCUGCGCGAGGUGGAGCUGGUGGCGGUGGAGCUCUUCCGCCUGGGGCAGCAGUGCUUGUCCUUGGGACACCAAAUGCCCGGGCUCAAUUGGCUGAAUGCCGUGGUCUUCAAGCCGCAAAUCAUCUCCUGUGACCGGCCGUUUGUCGGGCUCCAGCCUCCCGCCGGGGGGGAGGACGCCCAGGCUGGAGGCCGGGCGCCGGAUCAGUCGCCAACGGCCACCUUGUCCCAACGGGGGCACUCGCACUCGGGCGAGGGCCCGGAUGAGGGCGGGUCUCCGGCUUCCUCCGCGUCGUCCGCCCGCCGGGGGGGCUCUCCGUCAUCAGCGACCCGGUCCCAGCAUGAUGCACCCUAUGAUGGCCCGGGUGGUGGCGGUGGUCGUUAUUCCUCCUCCUCCUCCUCCUCCUCCUCCUCUUCCCACUCGUCCAUGGACCGGAGUGGGGCCGGUCGGGGGGAGGGACGUCGGCGGCGUUCGCCCAGCCCGGGCCCCGGGGGGGACUUCCGGGGGUCCGGCCUCCGGCCGCUACCACCCGGCGGCCCGAUCGAGCCGCAUCACCACCAUACCCAUCGUCGGCAUUUGGACGAUCGGCCGCUGGAUCCCGGCGGCGUGGGUGAGCCUCACCAUUCGAGCGGACCACUCGGUGGCCGUGGGGGCGACAUGCGCGGCCGCGGCCGGUCCGACCGGCGUAGUCGCAGCCGGUCGACCGACUCGCGCGGGCACUCGCCCCCAGGGGCUCCCUAUCACUUGCCAGAGGGCGACCGGCUGCGCGGCCGUGGCCGAGAUCGCGACCGCGACCGUGAGCGCGACCGCGACUUCUACCAUGAUCGCGAGCGCGAUCGGUAUGACGAUCGUGGUCGGCGCGACCGGGUGGACAUCGGCGGCCGCGGUGGGUCCUUCUCGGACUCCGACCAUGACCGGCUGCGUGGACGUGACCGAGAUGGCCGCGACCGGGAUCGCGACCGAGACGGCCGUGACCGGGAUCGUGACCGAGACGGCCGUGACCGGGAUCGUGACCGGGGCCGCGGCCGCGACCGAGACCGUGAUCGUGACCGCGACCGCGACCAUGGUGGCUACCGGGAUCGCGACCGGGAUCGCGACCGGGAUCGCGACCAUGGCCGGAGCCGGAGCCGCGCGCCUGGACCGGAUGACCUGCGCGGCCGCCGGCGACGGUCGCCAUCGCGCGAGCUGCUCGAUCGCGCUCCCCGAGGACCGCGGUCUCCCUCGCCCCCGCCGCUGGCCUGGGACCAGUCGCGCUCGCGGUCGCGGUCACCGCGCCGGCGCCCUGACAUUGACAAUGACCCGACAUCCGAACGUGGGGCCGACGGUCUGGAUGAUGUGUCGGCCGCGCUGCAUAUGGUGCCACGCCCGCAGCUGCUCAGCUCUGUCGGCGCGACGUCCGGCGCACGGGGCAAGCUUCCCUCCGGGCUCAGUCGUACUGGUGGCGGCGGCGGCGGCGGCGGCGGCGGCGGCGGCGGUGGUGGCGGCCGGCGAGGCGGUGGCCGGGAUGGCCGCUCGCGCGGGGGCCGAGGGCGCUCGCGUUCGCGGUCCCGCUCACCGAGUCCCUCCGGCGGCCGGCGGCCGUAUGGCAAUGGCCCGUCCCGGGGCCGGCGCUUUGGUCGGUCUCGCUCGCGCAGCCCACUCGGCGGCCACCCCUAGAGGGCCGUCUUCCUUGUGUGUCCCGGCAUCUGCGGUGCGCGCCCAUGCGCGCCACGCAUCAUGCUCGUCGUGUGUGGAGGCGUGUCUCCUCUGCUUUCUUCCUCCCUCCUUCCUUCCUCACACUGGCGGCCUUCUCUCUCUCUCUCUCUCCUUAUCUCUGCAUGUCUCCCUUGCUCUCCCGCUUCUUGCGUGCGAAAUACAUGUUAUUUUAUUCACCCACACACACACACA